Rotaria sp. Silwood2 is the source of this 3525-nucleotide messenger RNA. NCBI's taxonomy places the organism in Eukaryota, Metazoa, Rotifera, Eurotatoria, Philodinida, Philodinidae. The record is from the annotation of a GenBank genome assembly.
AUGAAUUUUGAAUUAUUCGAAAAGAUUUUAAAUUUAUUUGAUAAAUUACAACUAAGUGGAAAAUCUCUUGACAUAAAUAUUGAUCAAGAUUUAUUAAAGAUUCUUCCACUUCCACGAAAAUUAAUCCUUGAUCUUCUUUAUGAUGAAACAAUAUCAAACAUUUUUCAUUUAUCAAAAGAUCAAAAUACAAUUCAUUUUCAAAAUAAUUUUUGUUUAUGUUCAAUUGAUCAAAAUGAAGGUGGGUCAUGUAAAUCAUCAGCAUGUGAACAACUUCAUAUUUGUAAAGAUUUUAUUACAAAUGAUCAGUGUUCUAAAUUAAAUAAAUACGGAAAAUGUUCACAUUCUCAUUCAUUAUUAACACAACAUAAUAAAUUUAUUCUUGAAAAAUAUAAUUUAUCAUCAGAUGAUGAACGAACAUUUCAAUUUAUUUCUCAUCUUAUACAAAUAUCAUUAUCAAUAAUGCAUUCAUCAAGAUUAUUUAUACAAACAAUUAAUCGACAACAUAUAAGUGAUAAUUUAAUUCAGUUAUGGUUAAAUGAUCAUAAGUCUUUAGUAAUUCAUAAAAGAUUCAUUGAUCAAUAUACUAUUCAAUUUAUAUUUGAUGAUGAUGAAGUUGCUUCAAUGAUGGAGAAUUUCAUAUUACAAAAUCAUGGAAACACUAUAUCAGUCAAGAAAAAUCUUUUAUCUGAUGAUGUUGAUGCAAUUUAUUCGAAAAUCUCUGAAAAUGAUUUUAUUUCAAAUUCAAAUAAUAAUGAACAAGUUCAUUUAUCAAAUAAACAUAUUUCUAAAACAUCUGAUCAAACAUUAGAUAAUAAUGAUACAAAUAAAUAUGAAAACGAAAAUCGAAUUAAUAUAACAUUUGGACGAUCCCGUGGAAGAAAUCAAUUGAAUAAAGCUCCACCUUCACCUUCAUUAUCGAAUAAUAAAUCUUGUUCUCCACAUAAUAAUCAAUCUACUAUAAAUAAUCAAUCUACUAUAAAUAAUCAAAAUAUAAAUUAUGAAAAUAUUCAAUCAAAUUUAUCUUCUUCAAAUGGUCAAGUAUCAUCUUUUCAUUCAUCAACUACAAAUCAAAGAAAAUUUAAAUUUUCUUCUCGUCUUAAUUCAACAACAAAUGAUGUUUAUACACAAGAUACCAAACCAAAAAACAAUGAUAAUAGUACAAAUUCAACAUCUAAAAUAAAUAACAAUGAAAUCAAUUCAAUAUCAGAUCAAUUAAAACAUGACAAGCAAUCUCAAUCAAAUUAUUCAUCGAAUUCACCUUCAACGUCUUAUUCACCAAAUAUUGAAUUAACUCAGAUUAAUCAAUAUGAUAUGAAUGAUAAUAAUGAAUCACCAUCGAACGAUGAUCCUAGUGAAAUUGAUUCUUCUGAAAAUGCUUCAUUAAUAAGUGCUAAUGUUAAUUCUACAAGACGUUUUGUUCUUCGUGGACAUAACACAAUAAAUAAAGAAAAAAUUCCAGUUAGAAGAACAAGUCAAACAACAAUGAAUUAUUAUUACAAAAAACCAUUUAGCGAUCAGCAUUUAUGUUAUCUUCUUGGUCCUGGAAGAAAACAUAUUCCUGAAAAUGAUCAAUGUCAAAUAUUAUCGUGUUUACCAUCGGGUUAUUGUCGAGUAACAAAUAUUGAACAAGGAAAAGAUAUUGAAAAGCGAUUAUAUUCUAUUUUACCUGAGACAUUUAAUAUUGAGACUGUCAAAAUCCGUGAUCAUCUUUCUCUUGUUAUUUGUUCAUCAGCUGCAGAAUUUAUUUUCCAACAAAGUCAAAUAGAUUAUGCUAUUAUUACUGAACCAUCGAAAGUUCAUUGUAAAUCAUCUUCAAUUGAUGAUGAAAAUAGUAAACAGCUAUCAUCGGACGGAAAAUUUCGUAUAAGUGCAACUGAUUCGUCAAUUGAUGUUAUAUCUGGUGAUAUAAGUCAAGUUCCCGUGGAUAUGAUGAUAUGUGUAAGUACAUCAAAUAAUUUAUGUGAUAGUGUUCUUCGUUGUGCUGGUCAUCAAAUCGAAUCCCAAUAUAAAGAAUCUCAUCGUUCAGGAGAUGCUUUAAUUCUUGAUGGAGGUUUAACUGCAGCACGAAGAAUUCUUUUUGUUCCUUGGCAAACACAAAUUGAACAAACAGAAACAAUUAAAACUCAAAAGUCAUUGUCAGAUUUAGUUAAAUGGUGUAUUGAACAAGGACAUCAACGAAAUAUGAGGUCAAUAUCAUUUCCACCUAUUGGUGCUGGUCAACUUGGUCUAGAUCCAGCUUUUGUUUGUGAAGCAAUGAUUAGUGGAGCAAGUCAAUGUUUACAUCAGUAUAAAAUGGAUGUUAUUUUUGUUAUUUAUCCUUCAACUGAAAUCAAUUCGAAUCAUCCAUAUGAUCAUGAUGAUGAUGAAUGUUAUCAAGUUUUCAGAAUUUAUCUUGAUAGUCUUUGUGAACAAAUUAAACCAAAUAAAGCUUCGACACCAACGACCGAUAAUCAAACAAAACUAUCAAAAAAUUUUGAUACACAAAAACAAUGUAUUCGACGAGAUAUACAAAGUAAACGUGUGUUAACAUUAUCAAAUUCGUCAAAAAUGAUUGAACAUCAUAGUUUAUUGAUAAAAUCAUUGGAAAAUUUAUUACAUGAAAAAAGUGUUGACUUGUCACUUAUUGAAACAUCAUUACUCGAUAAAAUUGAUUUAUUAAUCGAUAUAUGUUUAAAAUAUAAUGUUAUUCCGCGUAUUGAUUAUUCAAAAACUGAAUUAAAACUUAUUGGUGAUCGUGAUUCAUGUUAUCAAUGUUUUUUUAAUCUUCGUCGAGAUAAAAAAGUUUAUCAAUAUAGUUAUGUAUUAAGUCAACAUGGUGAGAAAUCCGAUGAAAUUAAAUUAAAUUCAUUUAUUUCAUUGAAAAUCGAUGAAGCUUUUGCUUUAGCAGAGUCAAAUAUUUGUAUUGAAGAUGAUGAUAAAAUAACAUUCAAUAUUGAUUUAAAUAAAUUACAAGUACAAAUCAGUCGAACAAAACAAUUGGCGUUUCUUGUUAAGAAAGAAAUAAAUCUUGAUUCAAAAAUGAAAAUUCCAUCAUUAUGGUCUUCAUCCUUGUUAAUGAUUCGUACUAUAGAAAUAAACAAAUCUGCAUAUGAAUCAUUAGAAUGUCACAGAGUUUUUCAUGAAACAAUGUCAACUAAUGAUUGGGUUAUUGAACGAAUUGAUUCAAUUGAGAAUUAUCCAUUAUAUAGACAUUUUAUCAAUAAAAAUAAAGGCGAAACCAAAUUCUAUUAUCAUGGUUGUUCUUAUUCAUCAGUUCAAUCAAUAAUUCAUUAUGGUUUACAUUCAUCAAAUGCUUCAAAUUAUGGUGAUCAAUUUGGAAAUGGAUCGAUUUGUUUGACACGUGAUAUAUUAAAUAGUCAUGUAUAUGGAACUCGUCGUUCAACCGAAGGAAAACAUUAUUUAUUUGCUGUUCAAUUAGCCAAAAAUGAUAUUAAUAAUGAUUUUAUUUUAUUAACAAAUGAUGAUGCUUAUUUAGCUUUACCAACAUAUUUAAUUGUUUAUCAAAGACGAAAAGCUUUGGUUUAA